AUGGAUAGAGUUACGUCAAAACGAAUUAAAAAUAAUGCGUUAGUAGAAAAAAGUUCUUACAACGAAAAAAAAGUUUUAAACAAAAGAAGAUCAAACAUGAAUAAAAAAAAAAACGUCUUUCUAAAUGACGAAUCAAAAAAUGAUGAAGUUAUUAGAAAGAAUUUAAAAAAAGUAAAAAAUGAAAAAAUUUCCAAAAAUACAAAAGACAAGUUGGAAACAACAAGUUUAAUUAACAUAAGAAAUAAAGAGAAUAACAAAAAGGAAACUGUAUAUAAAGGAAUAGAAAAGGAAAAGAUAUAUCCUCAUAUAAACAGAGUUUCUUCCAUUAAAGAAAAGAGCGCAAUUGUUAAUGAAGUUGGAGAAAAUCGAGUGUUUGAUGGAAAAAAUGACAAUGUGAACAAUACGAAUUACACAAUUUUGAACUAUUUUAAAAAUAAAAACGUUACAGAUAAACAUUCUAACAAACCAGCAAGUGCAGGGGAUAAAUUGAUGGAUAACGAUAAUGACGCACUAAUUGGCAACAACAAUAAUCACGAUACUACUGCUAAUAGUAAGACCCUUACUAGCCACUUAUCUACCAGAGUCACAAACCAAAACAAGUACUUAAACAUGAAAAAUAACAUAGAACACAACCUGAUGAAUUAUAAAAAGUCCAAAUUAAACCAAAUUCACGUGGAUAAUUUUAGCAUGGACUCGUACAGAUCCAAUAAUUCAUCAAGUAACGAAAUACACACCAAAACUGAAAAUAACAAUAUUUAUCAAACCAAUCAAGAAUAUGCCAUUAGUAGAUCUUCCAUGUCGUUAAAAGAGGUUAAUCUUAGGAACAGUAUCAAGGGAGUGAACAAGAAUUCCAUAAAUGAGAGCGUACAGGAAAUACGUAAUAAUUUGAUGAAAGAUCCCUUAGAAUUGAAAGACUUGUAUAGUUCUAGAAAUUGUGAUUCUUCUACUGUGUUAAAUAGGAGUUCCAUAUAUAAACUUAAGGAAGAAUCAAAAGAUCGAGAAGGGCAUGGAUUGACAGGCAAUGUAGAUAUCGAAAAUGAACGCACCUCAGCCCUAUCGGAAAAUAAUUUCAUGCUGAGACAUAGCCUGUGCAAUGGAUUGAAUGGAGAGAGGAGAAAAGUCAAUCUAUAUGAUAUCAGCAAAGAGGAAGAAAACAAAUAUAUGAACAGAACUCGGUUAGCUGUUAGUACAGGAGCGUUAGUGUUAAAUAAUGCAGGUAAGCAGGACGGAAAUGGAAAUAGGAAUGGCGAUAAACUUCGAGAUAGAAAUGGGAUUAGUGACAGUGCCAGUAGUAUUGGAAGCCAUGUUUACAGCUACAAAGAACGAAACAAGGAUUAUUUAGAAUUCAUUAAUUUAUCAAUUAACAGGGAUGAUAGGAGGCAUAAAGAGCUACUUGUUAGAUCACUCCCGAGCAAGAACAUAAUGAAAGGAACAAAGUAUGAUGAAGAAUUAUUUUCAAAAAAUUUAAUGAAUUUUGAGAAUUAUUGCUCAUACAAAUUUAAAAGAAAUAUAAAUAAUAACCUAAUUAACAAUAUUUGCAACAUGUACGAGGAUAGAUCAAAUCUAGAAGAAUUUAUUGACAAGAAAAGGAGAGAAAGUAUUUGUAAAUCGAAAGAGGAUUUUUUAAAAUACAAAAUGAAUUCAUCAACAUAUAGUAUAAAAAAUGAUCAUUUUGAAGGAGAGAAACUUUUUAAGAGACCUAGAAUGUCAUUAUACAAUACAUUGUUGGGUAAAAAUAAAUUUCAAGAUGUAAGCAAAGUUGAAAACAAAGAACGUGACAACAUUUCAAACAUCCUUUUGAAUCAUCAAGAUUUGUUAAUAAAUAAGAGAGAAAAAAUAGUGAUCAAUAAAAAUGUGGACACAAAGGAAAUUAUGAUGAAAAAAUAUAUAAAAAAUUUUUGGUUACUUAGUAGAAAAGAAUUUUUUAGUAAAUAUUGGAAUUCUACCCUCCAUUUGGAUAGUAAAGAAGUGGAAAAAUUGAAAGAGAUAAUACACUUCCGAACAAAUGAAAGCUACACAAUUGAUGACAUGUUCAAUAAAGAUAAUGAGAUAAUUGAUGAAGAGAUGGCACUGAAAGAUUAUGUAACUGAUGAAAAGUUAAAAAAUUUCCGUUUAGAUUUGAUAGACGGUUUUCUCUACGAUAAACAAUCCUUAUACGAAAGAGAAAUGAUUGAAAAUGAGAAAAUAUUUUCCAACAUUUCUUUUAAUCAUAAAAAUUCUGAAAUAAAAGUAGAUAAAUUGUUAAACUUAUUUCCUCGGGAUUUUAUGAAAAAAUAUAAAAUUGUAAAAAAGUUAGGAGAAGGUGUUUAUGGGAAAGUAUUCAAAGCAGAAUCUUUAGGAGAUUCGUAUCUUCAUUUUGCUGUAAAGGUGUUGCGGUAUUUCUGGCCAAAUUUUAAAUACAAAUUCGGUUCUGAGGAAUUUGCUAUUAACGAAUUUAACAUUAUGCGAAUUUUAUUUCAUCCCAAUGUGGUAUGUCUAUUAGACAGUUUUCGAGUUCACACAUAUAGAAAAAAUAAAUUAAAGAGUCAUCGAAACCAAAAAAUACGCACGGAGAAUUUAUCAGCAGAAUAUGACUUUAGCUUUCAAAGGCAUCGUAAGGUAGAGAGGAAUCAGUAUUCUCCAUCUCGUGAAACUGUAGAGAGGAAUAAUAAGUAUAAAAAUUUGAUAUCCAAAAGUUGCAUAACAAUUGAAGAUUUGGAAAAGGAUCUUGUAAUGUACAAUAUAGAUAAGGAGGAAAGUUUAAAUAAUCCAAAAUUGGGUAACCAUAUAAAUGCAAACAAGACUGUUAAAAGUUUGAGAAGUUAUAAUACCGAUGUUGGAGGGAUUGAAAAUACUUCAAGCAAUGCUUGUGGUGAUGGAUAUUUUAAAAGCACAUAUGGGUCGACGAUCUGCACAAGGAAAGAUAUAAAGAAAGAUCGAAGCAAUGAUUUGUCUUCUUUACACACCAAGAAGAAAAUGAAAAUAACAAAUUUGAAACAUGGUGGUGAACAAUGGAGAACUGAAUAUAAUAGAAUAAAAACCAAUAAAAGUAUAGAUAAAUUAAAGUUUAGAAAACAUUCUAAAAAAUUAAAAAAAAUUGAAAGUAAAAAUAAUGAUUAUAUCGAAAAUUGGGAUCUAUUCCUAGUAAUAGAAAAAUGUGAUUGUAGUUUGAAUGACAUUUUGAAUAAGGCCAAGAAAAGACACACAGCUUUUAUUCAACAUAUUAAACAGUGUACAGCUCAACAUUUACCAAAUGAACGAAUUGAUAUGUCCUAUGAUCAUAUACAUAAUUAUGUGAAGUAUGUGUAUCUACCUUUGAAAAAAAUAGAAAAUCGAUCAUUUUACCCAGAUAUGCCAUCUCUAUCUGAAAUGCAAACAAAGGUUAUUAUUUAUCAAAUGUUACAAGGAAUAAAUCAUUUUCACAAAAAAUUCAUCAUUCAUAGGGAUAUAAAACCAGCAAAUACACUUAUCAAAAAUAUUCAGUACUUAUCUGAUGGAUUAAAUGAUUCCAAAGAAUGGAUUGUAAAAAUUGCAGAUUUUGGCCUAGGGGUCUAUGAUCAUUUUUUAAAAGCAGAAACUAAGGAUUGCAAUAUAAUAACUUUACAAUAUAGACCCCCAGAAAUAUUAUGUAACAGCACCUUGUACAAUUACUCAGUUGAUAUCUGGUCUGUUGGUAUAACAAUGUGUGAAUGUUUGUUAGGUUUUGUUCCUGUAACAUCAAAGUUUGAAUCUUCAGUUUUGUUUAAAAUUCUUGUGUUCAGAGGAAUACCAAAUGACGAUUUUGACAAUUUACUUAAAAAGGAAUUUAUUGGGGAAUUACCCCAAUUUAAGGUUGAUAGAAUUAAAAUGCUGGAGAUAAUUUUUACUGACAUUUAUGGGAGAAGAAUUCUUAGCGAUCAUGGUAUAGACUUAAUUGAUCAAUUCUUGAGUUAUGAUUACAAAAACAGAAUAACAGCCAAUGAAGCGUUGAAGCACAAGUGGUUUGAGGAUGUACAUUUGUACUUAAACGAACAGUUGCUUAGGUAUUACAAGCGAAACGGAACGUAUUACUUUUAA
This is a messenger RNA of Plasmodium gonderi, 4035 nucleotides long. RefSeq names its product protein kinase domain containing protein. Gene Ontology annotation, molecular function: ATP binding; protein serine/threonine kinase activity. Lineage: Eukaryota; Apicomplexa; Aconoidasida; Haemosporida; Plasmodiidae. Gene Ontology annotation, cellular component: cytosol; protein kinase CK2 complex; nucleus. The record is from RefSeq and is a predicted model, not a curated record. The transcript has a single exon. The coding region runs from base 1 to 4035 and encodes 1344 amino acids. Gene Ontology annotation, biological process: protein phosphorylation.